Molecule: messenger RNA, 2029 nt
Organism: Amphibalanus amphitrite
Lineage: Eukaryota; Metazoa; Arthropoda; Thecostraca; Balanomorpha; Balanidae
Product: U4/U6 small nuclear ribonucleoprotein Prp4-like
Exons: 10
Coding region: 370-1902 (510 amino acids)
Biological process (GO): mRNA splicing, via spliceosome
Cellular component (GO): U4/U6 x U5 tri-snRNP complex
Molecular function (GO): U6 snRNA binding; protein binding; U4 snRNA binding
Source: RefSeq, a predicted model, not a curated record
AGAACCGCCUACCCCCAUGCCUGCUGCACACACCGCACACACUGCACUCAGCAGUUUGCGGUGCCCUUGAAUACCCCUCAGAAUUUAUGUUUCUCAUUCUGUACCAGUCUGAGUCAAUCUGGUUGGAUUCAUAUUGAGCUCAACUCGAGCGAGAUUGGGUCACACCAAGCUGUUUGUUAGGUUUGGCUGGAAUUUUCUAUUGAAAGCAGUUUCAUUUCCAUUAGAGCAUGAAUAAAAAUGUAGCUUAGCACUUUCUUAUUCUUCUGCGCCGCAAAGGUCAAAGUCACGUCUCAUGCACGCUCCAAGUAAGUUGCAAUGCAAGACCUUUUUCUUUGUAGUGGAACGCGUCAAAAGGCACGUGCCUAAGUCAUGUCGGACACGGUGAUGUCCGACGACGAUGACGUCAUCGUCGUGCCGCCGGCCGGCACCAAGAAGGUGGUCCAUUAUGGCUCCCUGGAGGAGACGGAGCGGGCGCGACUGGCGGCCGGCACUGGCGUCGGCUCGCCCAAACCGUCCGCCAACAUCGUCUCUUCGUCGGACUACAUGGAGCUAGAGAAGCGCGAGGUCAAUGACGACAAGCGGGCUCUGCUGGACGAGUUUGAGCGACGGAAGCGGGCUCGGCAGAUCCACGUGUCCACUGACGACGCCGAAGUAAAACGGCGCCUGCGUCAGCGCGACCAGCCCAUCUGCCUGUUCGGAGAGGGCCCGGCCGACAGACGUAACCGGCUGCGAGAUCUUCUGUCCAGGGAUGAGGACGGGGGAGCCCCGGAGGCGCCGUCGGCAGAGACGGAGUCGGCGCCCCAGGAGCAGCCGCGCACAGAGACCUGGUACCACGAGGGGCCCGCCGAGCUGCGCCAGGCGCGACUCUGGAUCGCCGGCUACUCUCUGCCGCGCGCCAAGGCGCGCCUGGCGGCCGCCCGGGAGCGGCUGCAGACGCCGGAGCCGACACGGAACGCCGAGCGCCAGCAGCUGCAGAAGCAGCUGCGCGCGCUGGGCCUGCACGCCAGCCAAGUGGGCGACACACGGCCCGUCUCGCACUGUGCCUUCUCGCCGGACGGCCGUCAGCUGGCCACGGCCAGCUGGUCGGGUCUCUGCAAGGUGUGGUCGGUGCCCGACUGCCAGCCGCAGCGCACCCUGCGCGGCCACACGUGCAACGUGGGCGCCGUGAGCUGGCACCCGGCGGCCACCGUCAGCCUGCAGCCGUCCGACGUGAACCUGGCCUCGUGUGGCCACGACGGCACCGUCAAACUCUGGAGCCUCGACAGCGAGGAGCCGUUGGCAGACAUCGAGGGCCACGCGCCGUACCGGGUCUCCUCAGUGAAGUACCACCCGUCCGGGCGCUUUUUGGCCUCGUGCUGCUACGACAACUCGUGGCGUCUCUGGGACCUGGAGCAGCUCACCGAAGUGCUGCACCAGGAGGGCCACAGCGGCCCCGUCUACGAUGUCGACUUCCAUAGCGACGGUAGCCUGGCCGCCACCGGUGGCCUGGAUGCGUACGCCCGUCUCUGGGAUUUGCGGACCGGCUCCUGUAUCAUGUUCAUGGAGGGACAUCUGAAAGGCGUGCUGUCCAUCGCCUUCAGUCCAAACGGCUACCUGGUGGCCACGGGCAGCAGUGACAACACGUGCAAGGUGUGGGACAUCCGGCGACGCGAGUGUUUCUACACUGUGCCGGCGCACACAAACCUGGUGUCGAGCGUGGCGUUCGGGCCCGACCGCGGCGCCUUCCUGGCCACCGCCUCGUACGACGCCACUGCCAAGAUCUGGUCAGCAGACACGUGGCAGCCCCUGCACACUCUGAAGGGACACGAUGGCAAGAUCAUGUGCGUGGCAAUAUCGCCCGAUGGCCACUGCGUGGCUACCUCGUCAUAUGACCGGACAUUCAAACUAUGGAUGCCUGAAUGAGCGGCUAUCCGCUGCCUCCCGUGUGUCGGCCUUGUGUCCUUCAUGCCAUCGUGUCCACACCACCAGUGUUGCUCAUGCCAUGUAAUGAAACAAUACAUUGUGAUUGUGAUGCUCAUUCAUCGAACAA